This is a messenger RNA of Cladophialophora immunda, 1857 nucleotides long. RefSeq lists its product as uncharacterized. Lineage: Eukaryota; Fungi; Ascomycota; Eurotiomycetes; Chaetothyriales; Herpotrichiellaceae. The coding region runs from base 1 to 1857 and encodes 618 amino acids. The transcript has 3 exons. The record is from RefSeq and is a predicted model, not a curated record. Gene Ontology annotation, molecular function: monooxygenase activity; flavin adenine dinucleotide binding.
AUGGACGGCCAUCCACUUGCUUCCAUACCACCACUUACGCUUCAUGCCGGCGUCAAUCGAGAUCAAAUCAACGCGGGUGACAUUGUGGCCGACUGGCUCGCUGCUCUAGAGAAGCGUCCCAAGAACGGUCUGUCUACUGACCUCUCGGACCUUUUUAUUGAUGAUUCCUGGUGGCGGGACUUCGCCGGGCUCUCCUGGGAUAUAGUGACAAAGCACAGUCUCGAAGAUGUUGCAGAGUACCUCACUAGCUCGACCACUGGAUUCGGACAGCUGACUGCCAUCAAAACCGGCGGUCUGCAGGCGAGCUUGGUAGACAUGCACGGAUCCAUCUGGAUCCAGGGUGGAUUUACUUUCCGGACAAGCGAUGGCUCGGGCACCGGUCUGGUCCGAUUGAUCAAUGUGGACAAGUUUCAGUGGAAAGCAUGGAUAGUCUUCACUCAACUUGAGAGACUCAACAAUCAAGACGAGCUUGACAGCCAAAGGUUACGACAAUCCUACACCCAGUCAAGGCUCGCCAAUGGCGUCAAUGGGGAGAAGAAGGACGACCUUCAGGUCCUGAUCGUCGGUGCAGGGCAAUCGGGCCUCAUGCUCGCCGCACAGCUUAAGAACAUGGGGAUCAAGGCAUUGCUCGUUGACAAGCUCCCCCGACUCGGUGACAUGUGGCGCUCCAGAUACGAAACAGUCAGGACCCAUACACCCAUCUAUACCGACCACUAUCCCUUCCUCAAAUUCCCCACCAACUGGCCCCGAUGGCUUGAGCAGGAUAAGAUUGCCGGCUGGAUGGAACAUUACGGACAAGUGAUGGGACUUGACUAUUUGCUCAGCACGACCGUGAGCAAGAUUGACUACGAUGAGGAGGCCCGUCGAUAUACCGUCGAGGUGGAAAAUGAAGAUGGCAAGCAGACCUUCCACCCUCGGCAUCUUGUUUUAGCCACCGGCGUGUUCAGCCGGCACCCAAUCGAACCCGAAAUCCCAGGCAGAGACUCGUUCAAGGGCGAGACAUAUCACUCAAUGCACCACAAAGCCGCACGCCUCAUCCCCGACCUAGCCAACAAACGCAUCGCCAUCAUCGGCUCUGGUACCAGCGCCCACGACAUCGCCCAGGACUUUGUCAACUCGGGGGCGAAACAAGUAUCGAUCGUCCAACGAAAUGCCAUCUUCUCUGUCUCGGCCAAAGCGCUUGAAGAUGCCUACCUGUCCUUCUGGAACACGCCCGGCGUCUCCACCGAGGAGGCAGACAUCAUUGCCAACUCUUUCCCCACCGCAGUGGGUCGGACGCUCAACAUCGGACAAACGCAGAUGAUGGAGGAGCAGGACAAGGAGCUAAUCGAGGGCCUGGAGAAGGCAGGUCUGAAGUUGAAACGAGCAAAGACGGCGGGGUACGGCUUUAUCGAUCACCUCGUGGUGAAGACCGGACACUUCUACAUUGAUCAGGGAGCUAGUCCGAUGAUUGUGGAUGGGAGAAUCAAGAUCUACUCGUGCGAGGAGGGGGUCAAGGAAUUCGUUCCCGACGGGGUCGUCCUGGCCAAUGGGACGAAGGUGCCGGCCGACCUGGUCGUUCUGGCGACGGGUUAUCAGAGAAAUGUCCUGACCGUCGAGGAGCUCAUGGGGAAGAAGGUGGCCGACAAGGUUGGCGAUCUGGGCUACCUCGACAGCGAGCAGGAGCGGAUCGGGUGGUGGAGGCCGACGGGCUUCCCGGGCUUCUGGUACAUGACCGGCAGCUUCAUCUGGGGGCGCCAGUUUUCGCCCAUCCUCGCUCUGCAGAUCAGCGCCAUCGAACAGGGCCUGAACCCAGGGUAUUGGGAACAAACACAGCGGAACAACAAGGGGAUAGGCGCGGUCGCACACAGAGUGUAG